Molecule: messenger RNA, 815 nt
Organism: Thamnophis sirtalis
Lineage: Eukaryota; Metazoa; Chordata; Lepidosauria; Squamata; Natricidae
Source: RefSeq, a predicted model, not a curated record
GUUCAGAGGACUACAGAAGUAGAUUCAGUGGGGAGUGUUUUAUGGACCUCAUCUGUCCUGAGAAAUGCCGCUGUGAGGGAACAUUUGUGGACUGUUCCAACCAAAAGCUUACUAGGCUUCCAAGUCACCUUCCAGAAUAUACCACAGAUCUUCGUCUACACGAUAAUGAUAUUUCAAUUCUGGAAGCUACUGGAAUAUUCAAGAAGCUCCCUAGUCUACGAAAAAUAAAUUUAAGUAAUAACAAGAUCAAAGAGAUCCGUGAAGGCACUUUUGAUGGGGCAGCAGGAGUGCAGGAACUGAUGUUGACAGGGAAUCAGCUGGAAUCUGUGCACGGACGAAUGUUUAGAGGUCUCACAGGACUCAAGAUGCUGAUGCUCAGGAGCAACAUGAUCAAUUGUGUAAACAAUGACACAUUUACAGGACUGAGCUCAGUAAGGUUACUCUCUCUGUAUGACAAUCGCAUUACUACAAUAACUCCAGGAGCCUUCAAUACUCUUGUUUCUUUAUCUACAAUUAAUUUGCUAUCUAAUCCAUUUAACUGCAACUGCCACUUAGCAUGGUUGGGGAAAUGGUUAAGGAAGAGAAGGAUUGUCAGUGGAAAUCCACGUUGCCAGAAACCUUUCUUCUUAAAGGAGAUUCCAAUUCAAGAUGUUGCUACACAGGAUUUCACAUGUGAUGGCAACACUGAAAACAGCUGUCAUUUCUCUCCCCGUUGUCCCGACCAAUGCACCUGUGUGGACUCUGUAGUUCGCUGCAGUAAUAAAGGGUUGAGGUUCCUUCCAAAAGGGGUCCCCAAAGAUGUGACUGAACUGUAA